AUGAAGAGCAUUCUAGCACUUUGUGACUGUCUUUGGGCCUGGACCCUGCUUUUGAAUACACUGACUGGAAGAAGGUGGGAGCGUGUAACUGAAGUGAAGACUGACAUCUUCGUCACCAGCUUUGGGCCUGUCUCCGACCACGAUAUGGAAUAUACAAUAGAUGUAUUUUUCCGUCAAAGUUGGAGAGAUGAGAGACUAAAAUUCAAAGGACCCAUGACUGUCCUCCGGCUAAAUAAUUUAAUGGCCAGCAAGAUUUGGACACCUGAUACUUUUUUCCACAAUGGAAAGAAAUCAGUGGCUCAUAACAUGACGAUGCCUAACAAACUACUACGAAUUACAGAGGAUGGGACACUGCUGUAUACAAUGAGACUGACUGUGAGAGCAGAAUGUCCAAUGCAUUUAGAAGACUUUCCAAUGGAUGCACAUGCUUGCCCAUUGAAAUUUGGAAGCUAUGCCUAUACCAGAGCGGAGGUUGUGUAUGAAUGGACAAGGGAACCAGCAAGGUCUGUGGUUGUGGCUGAAGAUGGCUCUCGACUGAACCAAUAUGAUCUUCUGGGGCAAACUGUGGACUCUGGAAUUGUUCAGUCCAGUACAGGGGAGUACGUUGUUAUGACUACCCACUUCCAUUUGAAGAGAAAGAUUGGUUACUUUGUCAUUCAGACAUAUCUACCAUGCAUCAUGACAGUGAUUCUGUCCCAGGUGUCCUUCUGGCUUAACAGAGAAUCUGUUCCAGCAAGAACUGUAUUUGGAGUGACAACUGUUCUCACAAUGACCACCUUGAGCAUCAGUGCAAGAAAUUCCCUUCCAAAGGUGGCCUAUGCAACAGCUAUGGAUUGGUUUAUAGCGGUGUGCUAUGCAUUUGUGUUUUCAGCACUCAUCGAAUUUGCAACAGUGAACUACUUCACAAAGAGAGGUUAUGCAUGGGAUGGCAAAAGUGUUGUUCCUGAAAAGCCAAAGAAACUGAAGGAUCCUCUCAUUAAGAAAAAUAACACAUAUACAGCAGCAGCAACAAGCUACACCCCUAAUAUUGCCAGAGACCCUGGGCUGGCUACCAUUGCUAAAAGUGCAACAAUAGAGCCCAAAGAAGUUAAACCAGAAACAAAACCACCAGAACCCAAGAAAACUUUUAACAGUGUCAGCAAAAUUGAUCGACUAUCAAGAAUAGCUUUCCCACUGCUUUUUGGAAUCUUUAAUUUAGUCUACUGGGCAACUUAUUUAAACAGAGAGCCCCAGCUGAAAGCCCCAACUCCACAUCAAUAA
This is a messenger RNA of Terrapene triunguis (Three-toed box turtle), 1260 nucleotides long. It is a transcript of the gene GABRA1, whose product is annotated as gamma-aminobutyric acid type A receptor alpha1 subunit. Gene Ontology annotation, cellular component: synapse; postsynapse; neuron projection. Gene Ontology annotation, biological process: monoatomic ion transmembrane transport; nervous system process; gamma-aminobutyric acid signaling pathway. The transcript has 8 exons. The coding region runs from base 1 to 1260 and encodes 419 amino acids. Lineage: Eukaryota; Metazoa; Chordata; Testudines; Emydidae. The record is from RefSeq and is a predicted model, not a curated record. Gene Ontology annotation, molecular function: GABA-gated chloride ion channel activity; GABA-A receptor activity; inhibitory extracellular ligand-gated monoatomic ion channel activity.